Messenger RNA from Lachancea sp. 'fantastica', 1794 nucleotides. The record is from the annotation of a GenBank genome assembly. Lineage: Eukaryota; Fungi; Ascomycota; Saccharomycetes; Saccharomycetales; Saccharomycetaceae.
AUGGUAGACGAUGAGAUAUCUCAGCUUGCCACUGAAGACGCCCAGAAAGAGUUAGAAAAACCUAUCACUAAAGGUAGUACACACAAAUCAUCACAGAGUGAUGCAGUGCCUCACUCGCGGUUCGGGGUGCGUGAAAAAUACAUCAUGGUGCUGAUAUGUGCUUCCAGCGGGAUCUUUUCCACAAUUGCGGCGUCAAUAUAUUAUCCUGCUCUGAAUAACAUUGAAAGUGAGUUCAAAAUUACCACAGAGCUGGUGAACGUGUCAGUGGUUUUGUACUUUGUUUUCCAAGGUUUAGCUCCUACGCUUAUGGGCGGUUUGGCUGAUACUUUUGGACGCCGCCCAGUUGUGUUGUGGUCCAUCACGCUGUACUUUGUGGCCUGUAUUGGCUUGGCGUGUUGCAAGUCUUUUGGCGAAAUUUUGUUCCUCCGGUGUUUGCAGAGUGCCGGCAUUUCGCCUGUUAUCGCUGUUAAUAGUGGUAUUAUGGGUGACAUCACCACUAGGGAACAAAGAGGGGGUUACGUAGGAUUAACGGCGGGCUUUCAAAUCAUGGGCUCUGCGUUUGGCGCUCUCAUAGGUGGUGGGCUCACAUCCAGAUGGGGCUGGCGUAGUAUUUUCUGGUUUCUGGCAAUCGGGUCAGGAACAAGCCUGAUUUUUACUUCCUGUGUGCUACCGGAGACCAAGCGUAGCAUCGUCGGUAACGGAUCCAUCAAGCCCCGCAAUAUGUGGUCGCUAGCGCCAAUUUUAGCAGUUCCUGCAUGGAAGAAAAAGCUGCAUUUGGAUAACCCCGACUACGAAUCGCUGAUUCCCUCCGAGAAGCUCGAUCUAUUGGCACCUCUCACACUAUUUCGUCGUCCGGAACUUGCACUCUUGCUGCUGGUGGUUGGCUUGCAGUUUUCACUUUGGGUGACGCAUUUGACGGCUAUGGCGUCACUAUUAGAAAAAGAUUAUCAUUUAUCCGUGGCUAAAGUUGGACUGUGCUAUUUACCAAGCGGUAUCUGCACUUUGAUCAGCGUAGUUGGCGUGGGAAGAAUUCUGAAUUGGAACUACAAACGUCGGUAUGCGAAACACACAGCAUUUCUACAAAAAGAGCGGGUCAGGCUUCUGGCGGAGUACAAUCAAAAUGAGAAAAAAGUAGACAAGAUUUUGGCCACGGACGUCGCAUUUGCCUUCAACAUCUUCCGUGCACGCCUCGAAAUCAUUUUUGUUCCAAUGAUGCUCAGUGGCGCUGGUUUCAUGGUUUUUGGCUGGUGUCUGGGCGCCAAACAAAGUGUUGCCAUUGUUCUAGUUUUCAGUGGAUUCGCGUCGCUAUUUUCCAAUUGUGUUGUUGCAUGUUCCACAACCCUGAUUGUUGACCUGUAUCCGCAGAAGUCGUCUACUGCCACUGGGUGCGUCAAUUUUGCACGCUGUAUAAUGGCUGCUGUACUCGUGGCAGCGCUGAACAAGAUGUUAAAAGCGAUGACAGUAGGAGGCACCUUUACCUUUCUGGCAUGUCUUACUAUGUGCUCAACUUUUGCCCUUAUCGUUCCGAUCAAAUAUGGCAUGCGGAUGAUGCAUGAACGUAACCUGAAGGAACAGGAGGCCCGAAAGGGCUCUACUGUAGUGGACAAAGAGAGCCAGACAAAUAUCACUGACUUUGACGACGAGGUCGAGCAAGGUGGCGAAGAAAAUGACUCGGAGAGUCACUACGAUGAGGCGUACCAUCCGCAUCGCGAAGAUGUCAGUACACCGGGUUCCCGCGAAGUUGAGUUGCUCAGACGUAUAUCAACAAUACAUUCGUCAACCUUUGCCACGUGA